This is a messenger RNA of Prunus armeniaca (apricot), 1245 nucleotides long. Lineage: Eukaryota; Viridiplantae; Streptophyta; Magnoliopsida; Rosales; Rosaceae. The record is from the annotation of a GenBank genome assembly.
AUGGCUCCUCAACAUCUGAAGAGUGAUUGUGUUGGUUUCACUAGAUAUGAAGAUUUGAACUUUUUGCCACCUCCUCCUGUUUCUCAUCAACUUUCUCUGUCAAACACCUUUGGGGCAAUGGUUCAUCCUCAUUUUUAUUCUGGAGGGCAAGAUCACUCAGGUACUUCUUCUGAGAUGGGAUUUGAGCCUUUCAGCCCCUCAUCAUCCCCGCAAAGCAAGAAACCAUGGGGUUUUCAGCCUCUGGAAAAUGGGAGAACAAGAAAUCAUGGUGAUCAGUACCCUGUGCUUCUUGGGAUUGAUCAGAAAAAGGGCAUGCCUUUAAUUCUUGCUGGAGAGGAAGCUGAUGAAGGUAGAAGCCUUGCUGCUGCUGGGAGAACUGGUACUGGUGGGCAUACAAAGAGUUGUGCCAGAGGCCAUUGGAGACCUGCUGAAGAUUCGAAGCUCAAAGAACUUGUGGCCCAAUAUGGUCCUCAAAACUGGAACUUAAUUGCUGAGCAUCUUGAUGGCAGAUCAGGAAAGAGUUGCAGAUUGAGGUGGUUUAACCAGCUAGAUCCAAGGAUCAACAGAAGGGCUUUCAGUGAGGAAGAAGAAGAAAGGCUCCUGGCUGCCCAUAGACUUUAUGGCAACAAAUGGGCCAUGAUUGCUAGGCUCUUCCCUGGAAGGACUGAUAAUGCUGUGAAGAACCAUUGGCAUGUGAUCAUGGCUAGAAAACACAGAGAGCAAUCCAAUGUUUACAAGAGAAGAAAGCCUUCUUCACCUCAGGCCACCCAGCUUCCUAAGGAAUUUGAUCACCCUCCUGUGACCAAUUUUCAAAAGAAUACCUCCAGCACUGAAUCAACUGUCUCAAUAAGCACCAUUGACGACACUCAAUCUGCUUCAACAUGCACUGAACUGUCCCUCACUCCCUCCACUAGGCUACCUCUUAGCUUUUUUAGCAAGCUCCAUCCGUUUCAGCAACACCAGAACUUUGGAUCUCAGAUGGCCUCAUCAAGUGAUGGGGGUUCUGGCAAGAUCAUUGGCAAUGGGAAUGGCUUGUGCAAAACUGGACCUCUGGGAGGAGCUAUGAUGGGUGUGGACCAAUCUGGUCAUCAAUCAGAUUCAAACUCAGAAAUUUCAGGAGAUGAAUCAGUCACCACCACUAGGACCAAUGUGUCAUUGUCUGGGGAAAAUCAAAACCAAAAUCUGAAUAAUAAUGAGAAGAUCAGCAUGCCCUUCAUUGAUUUUCUUGGAGUGGGCACGGGUUAA